Messenger RNA from Scleropages formosus (Asian bonytongue), 2306 nucleotides. RefSeq names its product tubulin polymerization-promoting protein family member 3-like. The transcript has 4 exons. Gene Ontology annotation, cellular component: microtubule. The record is from RefSeq and is a predicted model, not a curated record. Gene Ontology annotation, biological process: microtubule polymerization; positive regulation of protein polymerization; microtubule bundle formation. Bases 128 to 667 code for a protein of 179 amino acids. Gene Ontology annotation, molecular function: tubulin binding. NCBI's taxonomy places the organism in Eukaryota, Metazoa, Chordata, Actinopteri, Osteoglossiformes, Osteoglossidae.
UCAUUGUUAGUACUGGGCUGUGCUUUCUCCCUUCGCUUCCUACACACACAAGGCGAGGGGAGCUCAAGACACACUGAGGGCUUACAAAAGCAUCCCUGCAUCCUUCCCUGCAGAAACACCUCUCAGGAUGGCAGAGUCAUCUGUAACCCUCGAGGAAGUUGAGAAGUCCUUCCAGAAAUUUGCGGUGCAUGGAGACACUAAGGCCACUGGGAAGGAAAUGAAUGGGAAGAACUUUGUAAAGUUAUGCAAGGACUGUCGCAUCAUUGAUAGCAAGAAUGUCACCAGCACAGAUGUGGAUAUCGUUUUUAGCAAAGUCAAGGCAAAGACCGCAAGGGUGAUCACCUUUGAGCAGUUCAACCAGGCCCUGAUUGAGCUGGCACCUAAGCGCUUUAAAGGCAAAGCCCAGGAUGAGGCCCUGCAGCUCAUUUAUGCUUUGAUUGCAGGCAAAGAACCUGCCAACAUGGGAAUCACUAAAGUGGCCAAGACAGGAGCUGUGGACAGACUAACAGACACGAGCAAGUUCACAGGGUCACACAAGGAGCGCUUUGAUGAGACUGGAAAGGGUAAAGGCAAGGCUGGCAGGGAAGACAUACACGACAACAGCGGAUACGUGGCUGCCUACAAGGAACAGGGCACCUAUGACAAGAAAAUGAAGGAAAAGGAGUAAAAAACAGCAAUGAAGUGAAGAAGCAGUCUCACACUCCUACCUUUCUGGACACUAACUUCGCUAUUUAAAAAAAAAUCAUUAAAAAAAUUAUAUACGUUACUGAGGUAAAAGCUGUAUAUAAAUGUCAUUAUACAAUAUUUUAUUACAAUAUUUCAAGCCUCUGCCAGUAGGAUUUAACCAGACAUUAAUUUCAGCCUGAAAAAACACAUACAUACUAGAGACAUUAGGAAAAAAGAGAUCUAAAUAUUAAGUUACUUAAACUCUCGAAGUGUCAGUGUUAACAUCUCAAUGAUGCAUCAUCAGAAAAUGUACAAAAUACAGUACUCUUGUUUUAAAAUGUAGUCAUUUUAUAAGGGUGAAUUUGUAGAAUAUUUUGUUUUUCAUUAAAAUGAAUUCUAUACAGAAGAAACAGCAUAUCAAACAUUUUAAACAAUUCACUGAGCUGCCUUUAACUGAGUUGAACAUUCUGUUGCAAAGAUGUAUAUUUUUUGUUAAACUGCAACUUUUAACUGAGAGAAUAUUAGCUAUUAGUAGUGCAUUAUAACAAUAUAAAAAUAAAAUCAAGCAAUGGAAUAUCCACGGUCAUAUUUCUGCACAGCAAUGGAGAAUUACACAAAAUAAAUACUUAUUCCAAGGACAUUUCACGGCAUGCCACGGAGAAUGAAUGAAUGAAUGAAUGAAUGAAUGAAUGAACUGGCAGAAAAAUACUGUGAUAAUAUACAUGCUAAACGGGAACACAACAGUACAAGCUUCACAAAAUUUUCGAUGUCUGAUGUUAUGGAUCCCAAGUCAAGCUUAUCAUCUGAUUUAUGAUUGAAAAACCUUGAAAAGGUCAAUUACUGUAUUGGAAAUGGACAACAGAGGAAAAGCUGUCCUUAAAAACAAUGAAAAAAUAUCAUAGAAAUGAAUAAGCCCCCUGUGAAGCGGUGUCAGCAAAAAUGUUUGUUGUGAAUUUUACAAAGCUAAUAUUUAUGGUUGACUUGUUUGGAAACUUCUUGUGUCUAAAAGCAAUAAAUAAAAUUUAUAACCCGGAAUUAUGACUAUAAAACUUGGGUAACCACGCAAUGGGAAAACUAUUAGUCGAGUGAGACAUUUUAUUUUUUCCUAGAGCUAGAAGACUUUAUCUUUAGAGAAGGACAAAGGAUUCCUUUUGCCCAAACUGUGUUGCAAAAUAUUUGUGAAACAUUAUGAUUUCUGGUGGCCAUCCAUCUCGGUCCACUUAUUACAUCUAAAGAUGGCUUUGCAGGAUCACAUAUCAGCCAAGGAAAAUGAGGCCAAUUUAGGUUCCCCCUGUGUGCACCCUGCCCUCUUUCUUCCAAGAUUUUCCAUGGUCUAUAAUAAUACCCUCAUACACAGUGUGAAAUGCAUUCAAGGCUGGUUUCAUGAGAACCAGAAUGAAGUCUAACAUCUUUCGAGCACAAUCAUAAAAUCUAAGCCCUUACCAAACAUUCAUGGGUAGCUGUAAAACAUUUCAAAGAAACUCACAUUUAUUUCUUGAAGAAUUUUCCACCACCUUGCUACAGAGAGUUCAGGCCUUGAAUGACACUGCUCCAAGAAGGAUGGGCCGAGUGACUGAGGCAUAGUGAUCCAACACCUUGUUAGUUCUAUUACCCUUCAGUUCUGCGUCAAUGUGUAAAUG